This is a messenger RNA of Hansenula anomala, 1185 nucleotides long. RefSeq names its product cleavage polyadenylation factor subunit MPE1 (gene MPE1). The record is from RefSeq and is a predicted model, not a curated record. The transcript has a single exon. Lineage: Eukaryota; Fungi; Ascomycota; Saccharomycetes; Phaffomycetales; Wickerhamomycetaceae. Gene Ontology annotation, biological process: mRNA processing; ubiquitin-dependent protein catabolic process; protein ubiquitination. The annotation marks the transcript as partial. Gene Ontology annotation, molecular function: nucleic acid binding; zinc ion binding; ubiquitin protein ligase activity. Gene Ontology annotation, cellular component: nucleus.
AUGUCAUCCACCAUUUUUUAUAGAUUCAGAUCACAGAAAAACUCAUCAAGAAUACAGUUUGACGGUACUGGUCUAACAGUGUACGACUUAAAGAAGGAAAUCAUCAAUGAAAAUAAACUUGGAACAGGACUAGAUUUUGAUCUAAGACUUUAUAACAACGAUACAAAUGAAGAAUAUCAAGAUGAUGCAGUGGUGAUACCUCGUUCCACAUCUGUCAUUGCCAGAAGAUCACCAGCUACUAGAAACGGGAAAGGUACAGCGGCCAGAUAUGUCACUGGUAAACCACGAGCAACAAAGAUUGAAUUAAAACCUCAACAACAAACACAGGCAACACAACAGGAUAAUAAUAAUCAAACACAACAAACAGAAGAAGAAAGAAUCAAUGCAAUGUUUGCUAAUCAAAGUGAUCAAUGGAAACAAACACAACAAGUCAUGUCCACUGCGACUCCUGUUUAUAAUAAACCUGCAGCUUCGUCAACAACAAAUAAUCCAGAUGAUGUACCACCACCAGGCUAUAUGUGUUAUAGAUGUGGUAGUAAAGAUCAUUGGAUCAAGAAUUGUCCAACUAAUGACGAUCCUAAUUGGGAAGGUAAGCGAGUCAAGAGAACUACAGGUAUUCCAAAGACUUAUUUGAAAACUAUUGAAAAACCUGAAGAUGAAUCAACAGGUGUCAAAUCUUAUAUGAUGAAUGAAGAAGGGAAAUAUGUUGUCCAAGUGGCCGAUGAGAAAUCUUGGGAAACUUAUAAGAAAAAAGUUAACAAGACCCAGGAUAUGAUUAAUGAUAUGAAAGAUAUCGACCCGGCUUUGAUAGAUCCAUCUACUGGGAAAGUUUUCCAAGAUCCUGUGAAUACCCCAUGUUGUGAUUCGAUUUUUUCAAAACAAGUUAUCGAGGAUAAAUUACUGGAGAGUGAUUUUGUUUGUCCGAAAUGUGGUAAAGAAGAUAUUUAUCUAGAUCAAUUGAAACCAAAUGUUGAAUUAAACAAGAAAGUUGAAGAAUUUUUAGAUAGUGAGUUUGAAAAAAGAGGUGUCAAGAGAACUACACAAGAAGAUUUAGAACAAUCUAAAAGACAAAAUAUUGGUUCAUUGCCUAUAAAGCCAGAUGCCUCACAACAACAACAACAACAACCAGGUGGUCAAAUACCGAUGAUGCCAAUGAAUCCAUUUGGAUUACCAUUUGUUCCACCG